UGAGGCUGCCUCCGUUAGCCGCUCCGGAGGCCGUAAUUCCCUCCCUCCUCUCCAAGCCUCUGGCCCGCCCUAACUACUCAUUGGCCACAGCAACAGCCAUGCCAAUCCCGAACCACGCCCCAGCCCUGGAACCACCCCUCGUCUCCGGAGGAAUCAGGACGCAGAUUUUAGCAGGUGCGGACAUAGAUCUUUUUCAACUUCUUUCCCCACUCGCACUACCGUCAACAGAUCGCCAGAUCACCUACGGCGAUCUAAGCCUCACCUUUAAAAACAUGUCCCACAGUCACUCUCGCCUCCUCUCAUUUCCCGAAUUCACCGUAACAUUUUCACGAUAUUCGGAAGUCAUCUGUUCAGCCUUUCCUCAUAGGAGGCGCGAGCUCGGCGACUAUCUCGUCAUAGUCGCGGAGCUCGCGCUCUCCUUCGGGGGAACCCACUUCUAUACAUACCACAUGAUGUUUUCUGCAAAAUGCGCUAUCAGGGUAGCUGAGUGGAACCAGAGCCCCUACUGGGGGGUUCUGGAAACUGAGCUCCACAACCGGGUCUUCUUAGGAGUCCAUAACAUCACCUGAGCAGUUUGUCGAUCAGUGAUCCACAGCACCGCAGCUUGCCCCAUGGUCAACCCCCCCGCUUCCUCAAGCCCAGUCCCACCUCCCACUGCAUCUACCGCUUAUGUUCCGCACCUGCUAAAUCUUCCAGCCAACCCAACCAUUGUUGAACCCACCAGUUCUCGCGCACAAGAAGCUUGCAUGAGUUUCAAUGCAGGCAAAUGUGUUAGGCAACGCUGCCACUAUUUACAUGUCUGUAGCCACUGCAGCGGUGCCCACGCCCGCUUGAUUUGUCCUGUGCACAGGAAUGACAAUAAAAAAUUGAAACCCUGCCUUUCGAAUCCCGUGAAUGUUUUGCAUUUGGCUUUUGAAUUAUCCAACCACCCUAAUACUCACCUUACAGACUACCUUUUAACUGGCCUCGCAAAAGGCUUCAAUCCUGGCAUCGCAAGCCCUCUCUCACACAGCUUAAUCUGCCCUAAUUUCCAGUCUGCGCUUGCAGAGCCCGAUACGGUCGAUCGCCUCAUCGAAAAAGAGAUCGAUGACAAAUUUAUUAUCGGCCCGUGCUCCACCCCCCCAUUCACGGUUUUUCGCGCUAGCCCCAUUUGUGUAGCCACGCGAAAAUUCUCUGGAAAAAAGCGCCUCAUAUUUGAUCUCUCGUCCCCACACGGCUCUCCUUUCCCAAGCAUCAACAGUCUAAUUCCACUCGAAGAAUUUUCUCUUCAUUAUCAUGACGUCGAUCAAGCCAUCACCCUAAUAAAAAAUGCCGGACGUGGUGCCUGGUUAGCCAAAGUAGAUAUCACCUCCGCAUUUAAGGUCAUGCUGAUACACCCAGACUUUUGGCAUCUCUUCUGCAUCUGCUGGCGUAAGAAAUUCUAUUUUUCCAUCCGCCUCACGUUCGGAUGCAGAAGCAGCCCAAAAAUAUUCGACUUGUUGUCUGAGACAAUCUGCUGGAUUCUCCCAAACAACUACACAAUUCUUUACCUUAUCCAUUUACUAGACGAUUUUUUAAUAAUCUCACCUCCCGACUCCAUUCCAGCCGCGCAUCUUUCGAAAGUCCAAGAAGUAUUUGCAAAACUCGGCGUUCCUCUCGCUCGAAAGAAAACUUUAGGACCUAACACUUCCGUUGAGUUUUUAGGCAUUAAUUUAGAUUCACUAAACUUCCAAGCUUCCUUACCCAAGGAAAAAAUCGAUAGGACGAUUUUGAUCGCUUCCUCCCUGAUAGACACCCCUCGCUGUUCUAAACGCGACUUGUCCAUUCUCGGCCACUUAAAUUUCGCGAUGUGCAUCAUUCAGCAAGGCCGCCCUUUCGUUUCGCACCUCCUCUCCCUCGCAUCUUCAGUUCACGCUCUAGAGGACACAAUACACCUAACCAGCUCAUGCCGCGACGAGCUGAGUCUAUGGAUCCAAUUCCUUAAGCAAUGGAACGGAAUAUCCUUUUUCUACAACGACAUGAUCUCCCACCCCGACGAUAUCCGCCUAUUUACCGACGCCGCCCCCUCCGUCAGUUUCGGCGGCUUUUACCAAGACCGCUGGUUCGCCUCCACCUGGCCUCCCCAGCUCACAGUAUUACCACAGUCUCUCGCAUCCUCUGCAUUAUUCGAGCUUUACCCAAUAGUCGUAGUGGCUUACCUGUGGGGCAAAGAAUGGUCUGCCUCCAGCAUCAUAAUUCAUUGCGACAAUGAAGCAACGGUGCACUGCAUCAAUAACGGUCGCUCUCAUUCACCCGCCUUAAUGCCUCUCCUCAGACGCCUCACAUGGAUAUCGGCAUGCGAUCAGUUCAUUUUGACAGCCAAACACAUACCCGGGUCAAAAAAUCAGAUAGCAGACACUCUUUCUCGAUUUUCCUUCCAAAAGUUUAGGCUGUUGGCGCCGGAGGCGGACCCCAUGCCAACGCCGAUCCCUCAAUAUUCGGAGCUGAUCUUCGAGUAAACCACCCUCUUAAAAACACUGCUAGAGGCCUCUCUCAUCCUCAUCCCCCAAAACAUCAGCACCAAUAUUUCACCAGCCCAUGCUCUGACACAGUAGUCACUUCCAAAGCUCAUGCUCUGCCGCAGCAGACACCUUCCCAAAGCCCACGCUCUGCGACAGCAGACACCAGCCCACACUCUGUCCCAAGCCCGUAAUCUGUCCCAAACCCUACUCUGUCAAAAGCCCGUACUCUGUCCCAAGCCCACGCUCUGUCCCAGCCCAAGCUCUGUCACAAGCCCACGCUCUGCCGCUGCAGACACAAGCCCAUGCUCUGCCGCUGCAGACACAAGCCCUGUCCCAAGCCCUGUCCAAAGCCCGCACUCUGUCCCAUGCCCGCACUCUGUGCCAAGCCCACGCCCGCACUCUGUCCCAUGCCCGCACUCUGUCCCAAGCCCACGCCCGCACUCUGUCUCAAGCCCGCACUCUGCCCUAAGCCUACGCUACAUCCUACACCCACUCCCGUUCCCAAGCCAUAUGCCACAUCGGCAGCCUCAAGCCCUGUGCCUUUUGGGGGGAAUGCGUUACCUGACUGCUGUCCGGCAUCAUGCGCCUUUUUGGGGGUACACAGGGUUCGGGCCGGUUCCGGUCCCCUCGAUGAGGUGAGUGCGCUGGGUUCGACAGGAACCGGCGAGCUCGAGGCCCUCCCCCCCAGACAGCACGCCAAACAAGCAUACCCUCGCUACUCCUGCUACCAUCAAUAUUAUCUGCAUAGGCAAACUAGUGAAAUGAUGUUUUAUUAACAAAGUUCGGGAGGAGCCAGAGCAUAUAAUCAAGCCCGGCUGAUGCGCAUCAGCAAUCGUAGCUGAUCCGCAUCAUUAUCAUGACUUCGACCCUAUCAGACCCAGCGAACUAUUCAAUAAAUAGGUAACCGUAUUACCUGCACUUUUUCAGUCUUCGACAUCCCUCCACCACCCCGGCUCCUCUUCCCGAACUAACUUUUCUCGCAGGACACCGGGGGUACACAGGGUUCGGGCCGGUUCCGAGCUCGGCGCACUCCCCUCAUCGAGGGGGAGUGAUCCAGGUUCGACAGGAACCGGAGAGCUCGAGGUCCGCCCCCCCGGAUAGCAUGCCAAAACAAGCAUACCCUCACUACUCCUGCUACCAUCAAUAUUAUCUGCAUAGGCGAACUAGUGAAUUAUUAUUUAGAAGUAGGCCUACUAUUCAAUUUCCCUAUAUAAGACACGUGAUUCAACUCAUCAGCUUGUUAGUGUGUUAAUUGGGUAAAAGUGCUUUGUAACAGUAGGAUUAUGUAAAUGACAGUGAUAUUGCUAUUAAAUUCAUGCUAGUGUAAUAAAAAUAUUUCUACUGCUAUUGUUUGUGGAAAGCUCAGGGGAAAUGUAUUGUGAUUAUUGAUGGUGUUUAUGAGUAACUUAUGUUGUUUGAUUUUUAUUUAGGAACAGUAGGGCUGAGACUAUUUCUCUUCUUGCUGACCACUUCACCAGCCUUAGAAAAUACUGGUUCACAAGGCACAGAAGAGGCAGGGGCCAGCAGUAAUAAAUGUGGGUAAAUGUGUUUGUGCUAUGACCAAAAAUGAAGUGGAUUUUCAGAGCUGGGCAUGUUGGGUUCACUCAGGUAGCGCUGAACUUCUAUUGUGGCAUUGGCAGUGGCGCCCUUCAUGUUUCCAUCACCCCUUGGUCAAGAAGAUCCCACAGGCCUGUAAGUAAAACAGUGAGAAGGUACACAACAUUUCAUGUAUGCUUUGAAAUACAACAUGAUCAUGGUUAACUUAGAGCCACAACUGAGAUCUCUACAGCUGCUGCAGCGGUUUCUGCAGGCUCUGGCAUUAGGUUAGAUGCUGCUGCUUCACUCACUUCAGCUGUACAUUCAGCUGUCAGACUUUUGACUGCAUUCUUGGCACUGGAUGGGUUGCAAAAGCCCAUAGUUUUAAAAAGGGGAUCCAGGAGAGUGUCAAUAUCUCAUAAUGAGCCAAUCUCUCAGACAAAAGUGUCAUAAUGUUUUUACAGAGCUGUGCUGCCUUCUCAUCAGUCACUUCUUGCUGGGGUUUUUUUUUUUGUUAUAGCAUGCCUCAACAUGCAGAUGAGGGGAAUG
Molecule: messenger RNA, 4565 nt
Organism: Triplophysa rosa
Lineage: Eukaryota; Metazoa; Chordata; Actinopteri; Cypriniformes; Nemacheilidae
Exons: 1
Coding region: 612-2477 (621 amino acids)
Molecular function (GO): metal ion binding
Source: RefSeq, a predicted model, not a curated record